AUGGCCCCCGAUUGCAGGACAACCCCCUUGAUGACACCGUCCUGCCGGAGCUUGGCACUGCUGGUCCAUGAGCAGGUUCAUGAUGGGAAGAAGCCCCACAAGUGCUUGGAAUGUGGGAAGAGCUUCAGGAGGAGCUCUGACCUGAUCAAGCACCAGAGGACCCACAGCAGGGAGAGGCCUUAUGAGUGUGGGGAGUGUGGGAAGACCUUCAGGCAGCAGGCCACCCUUAUCAGCCACCAAAAGAUCCACACUGGGGAGAGUCCCUAAGAGUGUGAUAGAUGCAGGAAGAGCUUCACGCGGAGCUCCACACUGAUCAGGCACCAGAUGAUCCACACUGGGCAACAGCCCUAUCACUGUGGGCAUUGUGGGAAGGGCUUCAGCCAGAGCUCCAGCCUGAUUCAGCACCAGAACAUCCACACUGGGGAUCAGCCACACAAGUGUGGGGAAUGCGGCAAGAGCGUCAGUCUGCAUUCUGCCCUGAUCCUCCACCAAAUAAUCCACACUGGGGAGAUGCCCUAUGAGUGUUCCGAGUGUGGGAAGAGGUUUCAGACCACCUCCCAUCUCCUUGGACAUCAGUGCAUCCACACCGGGGAGAGGCCCCAUGAGUGUCCCCGUUGUGGGAAGAACUUCUCACAGCACUCUACCUUGACCCAACACCAAUGGAGCCACCGGUAA
This is a messenger RNA of Taeniopygia guttata (zebra finch), 675 nucleotides long. NCBI's taxonomy places the organism in Eukaryota, Metazoa, Chordata, Aves, Passeriformes, Estrildidae. The record is from RefSeq and is a predicted model, not a curated record.